Eufriesea mexicana is the source of this 2657-nucleotide messenger RNA. RefSeq lists its product as uncharacterized. The coding region runs from base 293 to 1630 and encodes 445 amino acids. The record is from RefSeq and is a predicted model, not a curated record. Lineage: Eukaryota; Metazoa; Arthropoda; Insecta; Hymenoptera; Apidae. The transcript has 9 exons.
UAACAUUCGCUUGCAGUUCCCUUGAACGAGCCAUCGAGUUUUCGAGACACCAUCCACGCGAGAUUCACGAUUCACCGUGAGACGAUCGACGGAGCCUCGUUGUCGCAGAGGGAGAGAAGAGAACCGCGUGGCCGCCUCGAAACGUCGAUCUUCGUUCAACGCGUGCGAUACGAUGAGAUCGUUCUCGGGAAAUAACGAAAAUGUGACGUGAGACUGGCCGAUAGAGAGCCUUGGCAAGAACGUGACACGUUUCGCAGUCGGUCGUUCAGUGUGUGGCACGCACUCCGCCAAAAUGCCAGUGAGAAGGACCAAUUUCCACGCGUUCACCAGUGCGCUUGUGUCGGUACUGUGCUUGGUCCUGGUGGCGCUUCGUGUCGGCCAGGUCACCGGUCAAUUAUUGGACACGGAGUUUCAACCGACGGUUACAGCGACAUGCAAGGCCGGACACAUGACGAUACGAGUGAACCUGAAUCAGAGUUUCGUGGGAGCUGUUCACGCCAGAGAUUUUCGGACGCCGCAGUGCAUGGCGCCCGGAAACGGCUCCACGCACGCCACCCUCGCCAUUAAUCUUCUCGCGCCCAAAGGUUCUCCGGAUUACUGCGGCGUUCUGGUAAACAAUGACACCGAGGAGCGCUCCAUCCCCAUCGCGGUGAGGAUACACAAGACCCUGGAGCUGGCCGACGAUAAAUUCUACGUGAUCACGUGCGGAAAAGCUGGAUUCAAAAACGCCAAGAACGAGACCUCGUUGGUGUCGUUGCGCCUUUUGGACGGAGGCCACAAAGUGCAAGAGGCUAUUUAUGGUCACAACUACACUUUGCGUGCGGAGAUCUCGCGACCAGAUGGAAUGUACGGAAUCAAGGUAAAGUCCUGCUUCGCGUUCAACAAACGAAACACCAGCGUGCAGCUGAUCGACGAUAAAGGGUGUCCCGUAAAGGCUCGGGUCAUGACGAAAUUCAUCUACGAUCGGAACACCGGCCUGGCGGAUGCGACAUUGUUCUCCAUGUUCCGGUUCCCCGACAGUCCGCAGGUGCAUUUUCAAUGCGACAUCGCCGUGUGCAGAGGAAGCUGCGGCAUCCCCGUUUGCGAAGGCGAUAACGAGGAAGAUAUAAAGGGAGCGUCCUUAAUUAAUGGGCAAAGCGUGAGCGGCGAGGAAGGAGUGCUCCUGGCUGGCACGAGUGUGUUCGUUCUUGACCCUGGUCAAACGCCAUCCGUUCAGACACUGUACGAGGACGGCAGCGUUCAUCCGUUAUGGCUGUUGUGGCUGGCGGUAGCUCUUGGCAUUCUAUUCCUCAUCAUGCUGAUAAUCAAUAUAUUCCUCUGCUCGGCGAUGACCUGCAGCUGCACCAGGACGGACAUUAUCGAGAAGGAGCCAUCGAUUAUCGAGGACUACGAUCCGUAUCGUAGCUGGCACGGCUCCCAAUACGGCUCGAGGUACUCCUUAAACGGGAAGCAAGGAUACGCUUCCGGAGGAUCGACGAUGAAUUCCACGAGGUCGAUAUCGACCAACAGCGACCACUACGCCAUAGUCCACUCCAGGCCGGGGAGCAGAUACUCCGGGCCAGGCCAGAAGCACCAUCAUCAUCACAGAGGGCCGCCAUCGAACAUCGGCUCGCACUAUUCCGGCAAAUAAUAUCCGCCGGACUUACGUAACGCAAACGGAGGUGGAAAAUAUGAGAAGAUAGGACGAACUGUUAUUUUCAUUAACGUCUCGGACAUAAUUCAAGCUCUUUUGUAACAACGCAACCACGCGUAACGGGUAUCUAGAUUCGUUAGAGUCAUUGCUCACGCUGUUCAAAGACAAACUGCUAUGGAUGAGAUGAUAGACAAUGGUUGAUCCUUGACUCGAAAUAGAAGCGUGCCGACGCCUCGCCGAUCAUUCGUUUAAACGUACUUUCAACGAAGGAGCAAUCACCGCUUCGCUGUUCGUGAAAUUGAUUUCGCGUUAAGGAUCGACUCGCGUAGCUCGACACGUCCUCGAUAGUUACUACCGGCAUGUCGCACACGUAGCACGGUCCCAGGUGGCUGCCUCGUGGUGCAUUUCUCUACCAACUGUUCGAGAAACGAAAGAGCUAUCUCGCGCCAGCCUCGAAGAGGCGGGCAAAGACCUCUUCGAGGAAGAUCGAAGCGUAAGCAAAAUGCGCGCGAAUCGCGAGCUAUGGCAAUCCGUUCCACUUAUGGUUAGUAUUCUUCGUAACGAGAGACGGUUCUUCAGGCUAGAUCGUAUAUGUAUCAUAUGAUAGUCAUAAACAUAGGUACUUAGCAUCCUUCCUUUUUUUAUAACACUGCGCAAUAUCGUACUUAUCUAAGCGGAAUUAGACGAACGCUUUUGUACAUAAAUUCGUUAAUCGGAGACACGGUCCAUCGCGAUCAGCCACUCGCGUGCUUCAAUUCCGUCCACCUGGGUGUAAGCGUCAUCGUCGCGAGCGAAAUUUGUAUUUUGUAUAAAAAAAAAGAGAGAGAGGGAGAGAAAAGAAACGGAACGAAAACGAAACGAGAGGUCUGCGAGUUGCAGAUAAGAGAGACAGGAACAAGGCGUAGACCAAGAUUUUCGCUCUGUCUCGUAGGCACGAAUUUUUAUUGUAACAGCUCAAUGAAACAUUCCAUGUUCAACGAGUCGCAAGUACACGCCCUUUAAAUACAGUAAAAAUGUGGAAAAA